AUGGGCUUUCAAUUCUUUUAUCGUCUUCGUUCGAAGGAUAAGGAUAAGGAUAGGUCCAGAGAGAAGGAUAGAGGGAAAGAUCGCCAGAAAGAACAAUUCGAAGACGACCCUCCGCUAUCAGACCCCCGAGUCGUUUUGGCCCGGGUGGGAAUCUACCAUGAAACCUGCAGACAGAAUGGCAACAGCCGCGACUUCAAGGCGAUGCCGCUACCCCCGCCGCGAAGGCCGUUGACGCCUCCCGAUCAAGAGCUGGUCUCGAUCAGAAGCAGGAGCAAUACCCUCACGGCGAUCAACACCUCGAAUAGCAAUUAUUUCGACUUGGAGGAGAGCAACAAAACGCUUCCCCAAAAUCAGAGUCUAUUCUUCUCACGAUUACCUCAAGAGAUCCGCCAGCGGAUCUAUAUCGAGUUAUUUGGCGGCCGAUCGGUUCAUGUGGAAUAUGAUUUUGGAUAUGCGCCGGGCUAUCGUCAGCGAGACAAGAGACCACCCGACCAAUGGCGAUGGUGGCAUCGGGUCUGCGACGAGGGGGAGAACCCGAACCCGGGGGAUUUGUGUCGGACGAACGACCUCGAGGACCCGAAGCGAAUCGGGCGACGGGAGCUAUCACGACAUAAGCUAAAAGGGGUAUCUUGGCUGCGAGUGUGUCGAAAAGGAUACGAAGAAGCGCUUCCCCCUCUAUACAGCACCAACACCUUCUUAAUCUCUUCAUCGGUCAAACUCUGUCGACUGCCGAAAUUGAUUGCGCCGUCGCAUUUGUCGCGCCUGACGUCGCUGGAUGUGCUGCAUGUUGCAAAGGCCACCACUCCGUCGACAAUGACCGAGGUUGAGUGGGAGACCUACCCGACUAUCUUCCGGACCUUGCGAUUAUCAUACAUUGGCCUUCGACGUUUACGCUUGGUCAUCCACAUCCUCAACAAAAGCUGCACUCCGCGGGCCGGAACGGUACCGCGGGAAUUGGAAGAGGCAUGGUUCCGCCCCUGGUCGGAGCUGGCAGCCUCGCGAUCAUGGGAAAAACUGGAAAUCGGCAUCCAAGAUAGUUGGUUUGACGACUUUUCGACCGCUGCGAGACGAUGGGAGAGCAGGAACGGACGUCAGUUGGGGGAUUCAGGGUAUAGUAUGGUGCGUGUGGAUGAUUUUACAACAUGGGAUGGGAAACUGUCAGAAGUGUGGGAUGCAGUUUACUUGUAG
This is a messenger RNA of Aspergillus clavatus NRRL 1, 1188 nucleotides long. RefSeq lists its product as uncharacterized. The transcript is spliced from 2 exons. The record is from RefSeq and is a predicted model, not a curated record. Bases 1 to 1188 code for a protein of 395 amino acids. Lineage: Eukaryota; Fungi; Ascomycota; Eurotiomycetes; Eurotiales; Aspergillaceae.